Hansenula ciferrii is the source of this 1725-nucleotide messenger RNA. RefSeq names its product CTP synthase (gene CTP1). Lineage: Eukaryota; Fungi; Ascomycota; Saccharomycetes; Phaffomycetales; Wickerhamomycetaceae. Gene Ontology annotation, molecular function: identical protein binding; CTP synthase activity. The record is from RefSeq and is a predicted model, not a curated record. Gene Ontology annotation, cellular component: cytoplasm; cytoophidium. The coding region runs from base 1 to 1725 and encodes 574 amino acids. The transcript has 2 exons. Gene Ontology annotation, biological process: pyrimidine nucleobase biosynthetic process; CTP biosynthetic process.
AUGAAAUACGUUGUUGUAUCUGGUGGUGUUAUUAGUGGUAUUGGUAAAGGUGUGUUAGCAUCUUCUACUGGUUUACUUUUAAAGACUUUAGGUCUUAGAGUUACCUCUAUUAAGAUUGAUCCUUAUAUGAAUAUUGAUGCUGGUACUAUGUCACCAUUAGAACAUGGUGAAGUUUUCGUUUUAAAUGAUGGUGGUGAAGCUGAUUUAGAUUUAGGUAAUUAUGAACGUUAUUUAAAUAUUACUUUAACUCGUGAUCAUAAUAUUACUACUGGUAAAGUUUAUCAACAAGUUAUUGAACGUGAAAGAAAAGGUGAUUAUUUAGGUAAAACUGUUCAAGUUGUUCCUCAUUUAACAAAUGCUAUUCAAGAUUGGAUUGAAAGAGUUGCUAAAGUCCCAGUUGAUGAUACUGGCUUAGAACCUGAAGUUUGUAUUAUUGAAUUAGGUGGUACUGUUGGUGAUAUUGAAUCUGCUCCAUUUGUUGAAGCUUUAAGACAAUUUCAAUUUAGAGUUGGUCAUGAAAAUUUUGCAUUAAUUCAUGUUUCUUUAGUUCCAGUUAUUCAUGGUGAACAAAAAACUAAACCAACUCAAGCUGCUAUUAAAGAUUUAAGAUCUUUAGGUUUAAGUCCAGAUGUUAUUGCAUGUCGUUGUUCAGAAAAAUUAGAAAAACCAGUUAUUGAUAAAAUUUCAAUGUUUUGUCAUGUUGGACCAAAUCAAGUUUUAGGUGUUCAUGAUUUAAAUUCAACUUAUCAUGUUCCUUUAUUAUUAAUUGAUCAAAAAAUGACUAAAUAUUUAACUCAAAGAUUAUCAUUAGAUUCAUUAAAUGUUAAACCUGAAGCUAAAGCAAAAGGUGAAGAUUUAUUAAAUAGAUGGAAAGUUUUAACAACUAAAUAUGAUCGUUCAUUUGAAACUGUUAAAAUUGCACUUGUGGGUAAAUAUACUCAUUUAAAAGAUUCUUAUAUUUCAGUUAUUAAAUCUUUGGAACAUUCAUCAAUGAGAGUUUCACGUCGUUUAGAAAUUGUUUGGGUUGAAGCAUCAGAUUUAGAAUUAGAAUCAAAUGAUACAGAUAAAGUUAAAUAUCAUAAAGCAUGGCAUUCAUUAUGUUGUGCAGAUGGUAUCUUGGUUCCAGGUGGGUUUGGUUCACGUGGUACUGAAGGUAUGAUGCAAGCUGCCAAAUGGGCAAGAGAAAAUAAAAUUCCAUUUUUAGGUGUAUGUUUAGGUUUCCAAGUUGCAACAAUUGAAUUUGUUCGUAAUGUUGUUGGUAUUACAAAUUCUAAUUCUCAAGAAUUUGUACCAGAAUUAAGUGAUGAAGAAGCUACAGUUGUUUAUAUGCCAGAAAUUGAUAAAGAUAAAUUAGGUGGUACAAUGAGAUUAGGUUUAAGAGAAACUGUUUUCCAAACUGAAGAUUCAGUUUUAAAAAAAUUAUAUGGUGGAGUUGAUGAAAUUUUAGAAAGACAUCGUCAUCGUUAUGAAAUUAAUCCAAAAUUAAUUUCCAAGAUUGAAAGUAAAGGUUUAAAAUUUGUUGGUAAAGAUCUUGCAGGUGAACGUAUGGAAAUUUUUGAAUUAGAAAAUCAUCCAUAUUAUGUUGCAGCUCAAUAUCAUCCAGAAUAUUUAUCAAAAGUUUUAGAUCCUUCAAAACCUUUCUUAGGUUUAGUUGCUGCUGCUUCAGGAGUUUUAGAUAAAGUUUUAAAUGGUGAAAUUAAACCAAUUAGUCAAGGUGAUUUUUAG